UAUUGACAAAGAUAAAAAAACGAUGUACAAAAUGUCGACAAAUGAAUACUAAACCGUUAAAGGUGUUCAUGGGAAAUCCACCAGUGGAAAGACUGGCACGUAGUGAUCCAUUUGAAAAUAUUGGCGUAGAUGCAUUUGAACUAAAGACAACACCGAAAACUACCGGAUUGAUUUUUACCUGUUGUGUGACCAGAGCAGUACAUUUCGAAGUACUCGAGAAAAUCACGUCCGAAGGAAUAUGCGACGCAUUCAUGAUCUUUGCAGCAUUACAUCGAACGCCGACAAUUGUGUAUUCUGAUCAAGGAACAAAUCUAAAACGUUUUGGAAAGAUGCUAAACGAGGCUUUUAAAUUACUGAAAACGGAAUUCCAAUGGCGAUUUAAUACACCUGCAGCACCUUUUCGCGGUGGGUUUUAUGAAGCAUUAAUCAAAUCCAUGAAACGCGGGUUCCGUAGCAUUGUAUGGCAGAAGGAACCUAAAGCAAGUGACAUGCGAUUAGUAUUGUAUCGGAUACAAUCAAUGAUGAAUAGUCGACCACUUAUGCAGACUGAAUCACAUAUAUUGACGCCGAAUCAUUUGAUUUACGGAAAUAAUAAACGUUCUCCAAUGAUACCUCCAAGAAGAGGAAUGGCGGAUUGCUCAUUGGUCAAGUAUUGGCGACGGACCGAAAGAAUGAUAAAUUCAGCAUGGAAAACUUAUCGAGAUGUCUAUCUAAAGGAAUUGCGACUAUAUCACCAAAAUAAUAAACAUUACGAAUACGUGAACGUGGGCGAUCAAGUAUUAUUAGUCGACGAAAAUACACCAAUUGGUUCCUGGCGUGCUGGUCGAGUAAUAGAAAGAAUCUCAAACAAAGAUGGCGUUUACCGGACGUACAAAAUCCAAGUUGAUGGUCGAGUGAUUGAACGGCCGGCGCAGAAGAUCGCGCUUCUCGAAGAAGAGGGGAGGAAUGUUGCCGAUACAAUGAACCUGACUAACUAAACUGGUAUCGACAUCUACAGGACGUUUGAUGAUCGUCAGCUGAUGUGAUGAAUAUAAAAGCAGAGUAAAAUCAACAUAGCUUUGUUGUUCUGCCGCUUGUUUUAUGUGAAUCAUCUUGUAUUAUUUUUAUUAUGUUUGAUUUUCAUAAUUUAUCUCAAUAAAUAAACUAUUUCAUAUUGUUCAA
This is a messenger RNA of Dermatophagoides pteronyssinus (European house dust mite), 1161 nucleotides long. RefSeq lists its product as uncharacterized. The record is from RefSeq and is a predicted model, not a curated record. Lineage: Eukaryota; Metazoa; Arthropoda; Arachnida; Sarcoptiformes; Pyroglyphidae.